Messenger RNA from Cucumis melo (muskmelon), 1466 nucleotides. Its product is annotated as serine/arginine-rich splicing factor RS40-like. Gene Ontology annotation, biological process: mRNA splicing, via spliceosome. Bases 157 to 1263 code for a protein of 368 amino acids. The record is from RefSeq and is a predicted model, not a curated record. Lineage: Eukaryota; Viridiplantae; Streptophyta; Magnoliopsida; Cucurbitales; Cucurbitaceae. Gene Ontology annotation, molecular function: RNA binding. Gene Ontology annotation, cellular component: nuclear speck. The transcript has 6 exons.
CGUAAACUCAUUUGGACGACGAUCGAGACUCGCGGUAAGUAACUCAGUGCCUCAGUUCUCCUUCAGUUACGAUUUCGCAAGAUCCAAGUCGGCAGGGACGGUUUCAGGAACUCAAACAAUUAGCAAUUGACGCGCAUUAAGAAGGAACAUAGUAGUAUGAAGCCAAUUUUUUGUGGAAACUUCGAGUAUGAUGCUCGACAGCCUGAUCUGGAAAGACUUUUUAGUCGAUAUGGAAAAGUUGAUAGAGUAGAUAUGAAAUCUGGGUUUGCUUUUAUCUACAUGGAGGAUGAGAGAGAGGCUGAGGAUGCUAUCCAUGCACUCGAUCGGAGAGAAUUUGGCCGAAAGGGUCGCAGACUACGUGUUGAGUGGACCAAACAAGAGCGUGGCAUUAGAAGACCUAGUGGAGGUGGAGGUGGAAGUGGAGGCGGUUCGAGGAGAUCCUCUUCUAAUACAAGACCUUCAAAAACUUUAUUUGUCAUUAACUUUGAUCCAUAUCAUACAAGGAUAAGAGAUUUGGAGAGGCACUUCGAUCCGUAUGGUAAGAUAUUGAAUGUAAGGAUUCGAAGGAAUUUUGCAUUUGUCCAGUAUGAACUGCAGGAGGAUGCCACUAGAGCGUUGGAGGUUACAAACAUGAGCAAAUUGAUGGACCGAGUGAUUUCUGUGGAAUAUGCUGUUCGAGAUGAUGAUGAGAAAAGAAAUGGAUAUAGUCCAGAUAGGAAUCGUGAUAGGUCUCCUGAUAGAAAACGACGAUCCCCAAGUCCUUAUAGGAGGGAGCGAGGAAGCCCCGAUUAUGGCAAUGGUAUUAGCCGCAGUCCAUAUAGGAGGCAAAGGGCUAGUCCUGAUUAUGGAAGUCGUCGUAGUCCAAGUCCUUAUCAGAGAGAGAGGGAGAGAGGAUCUCCUGAUUAUGGCCGUGGUCGUAGUCCCAAGCAUAGUCCUUAUAGGAGGGAGAGAGAAAGAUCAAGUGACCAUACUAGGGCUCCCAGCCACAGUCCUCCCCAUCAGAGGGAAAGACCAAAUGGUGACCGAAUCCCCAACCGAAGUCCUAGUCCUUACAGGAGAGAGAGGGAGAGGAGGAGUCCUAUUGAUGAUGGACGUGGCACAAGCUAUAGUCCUCGUGAUAGAGAAAGGUCGAACCCGGACAACGGCCAUGAUCACCAGGAGAAUACAGUAGCUGAACCCGGUGAGUGCCCCAGUUACAGUGGCACUCAGAGCCCGAAGCAUCGGGGAUAUAACAGCAGCCGUUCACCACAAGCAGAGGAAUGAUGAACUAGAAAAUGGGAAGUGACAUCGAUGAUCUCAUUUGCUUCAGAGUAUGUUUAGUUGUAUAAUCAGUAUUAGUGGUAAACACAUGUAUUUGUAAGGAUAAAGUUUCAUUUGUGGUUCUUCAGUUUGUAGCGAUUCUAUGGAUAUGCUGUUGCCAGAUUUUAGUUAACAAUCAAAAUACACAGCACUCUGAUCUUUAGCUA